This is a messenger RNA of Diospyros lotus (date-plum), 1911 nucleotides long. RefSeq lists its product as uncharacterized. The coding region runs from base 593 to 1783 and encodes 396 amino acids. NCBI's taxonomy places the organism in Eukaryota, Viridiplantae, Streptophyta, Magnoliopsida, Ericales, Ebenaceae. The transcript has 3 exons. The record is from RefSeq and is a predicted model, not a curated record.
AUUUUUUUUCGUAUCCUUUUCAGGCUCCGCUGUAAAACCACUCGGGAAUCUCCACCGCCCUCGACCGGAAAAUGAAAAUUCCGGCGGCCUAUUGGUCAGUUCGCGCACGCAACGUUCUCGCUCCUCUCCACCACCGUCACGUCUUCCACGAAAAGCCCUAACUCGGAAGAGAAGAAUCGGUUUUCGUCUGCGGAGUGUUGAAGUCAUUCGAUCCUUUCCUACGCGGUAGAGAAAGGUACUCCAUUUUGUUUAAAACGAUUUUUGGAUUUUCUUGGAACUGAUCUCUGGGAUCGGGUCAGAGAAAUGAUGAUGAUAUGAUGAUGAUUAUGAUGAUCGGCUGAUGUGAGAUAGUAUUAAUUGUUCUGAGGUGAUGAAGGGAAAAUUGUUCGGCAUAAACUCGGAGCCAUUCAUUUCGCGGUUCAGUGGUUUUACUGCUCGUGAGUUUUUGUGAAGUUUUGUUUCCAGUGAUUUGAGGAUUACAAGUCAUAGCAUUAGAGCAAUACCGACAGAGAGUAUAAUUUAGGAGUAGCAGAGAGAGAGAGAGAGGGAGAGAACGGAAACGGAGCUUUUAGAUUGAUAGCUGCAGAGAGACAUGCCUUUUCCGAUGAAGAUUCAACCUCUCGAUUCUCAGGCCUAUAGAGAGUCGAUCCGGAAUGACUUGGCCAAGCCUCCGGUGCUGAAAUCGCGUCUCAAGAGGCUCUUUGAUCGGCAGUUCCCAAGCGUUCUGCGGAUUUCGUCGGCGGAAAAGCCGGCGGCCAGCGAGGCCCAGUACGGCAAGGAUGGAGGCGGAGGGGGGGCUGAAUUCGAGCCCAGUUCUGUGUGCUUGGCGAAAAUGGUUCAGAAUUUCAUCGAGGAGAAUACCGACAAGCAAUCGGCCGCUAAAUGUGGCCGCAAUCGCUGCAAUUGCUUCAACGCGAACAACAAUGACAGCUCCGAUGACGAAUUUGACGUUGCUUAUGGUUUUGGCGACUCGAUUCCAGCCGCUUCUUCCGCUGAUUCUCUCGAUACGCUCAUGAGUUUGAUACCCUGCGCAAGCGUCGCCGAGAGGAACCUCCUAGCUGACACUUCGAAGAUUGUCGAAAAGAACAAAGCUUGCAAGCGAAAAGACGAUCUACGAAAAAUUGUCUCCGAUGGUCUACUGCUUCUUGGCUACGAUGCAUCCAUCUGCAAAUCAAGAUGGGAAAAAUCCUCCUCCUAUCCAGCAGGGGAAUACGAGUACAUAGAUGUGAUUGUGGAAGGCGAGCGACUGUUGAUAGACAUUGAUUUCACAUCAGAGUUCGAGAUAGCUCGAUCGACCGGAGGCUACAAAGCGAUCCUCCAAUCUCUGCCGCACAUUUUCGUCGGCAAGGCCGAUCGUCUCCAGCAAAUCGUCUCCAUCGUGUCGGAGGCGGCAAGGCAGAGCCUGAAGAAGAAGGGAAUGCACAUCCCUCCCUGGAGGAAAGCCGAUUACGUGCGAGCCAAAUGGCUCUCUCCCCACACUCGCACCUCCACCACACCGCUAAAAACCGACGCCGUUCAGACUGACGCUCCGGCCGAGAAGGCCGAAGACAAGCCUUGUCCGGCAACAAGCGAGAGCGAUUGCGGGGAGUUUGAGCUGAUUUUCCAAGACGAAGCGUCGUGGUCGGAGCCGGAGCCCGCUGAGAUCGAGACUCCGUCCGUCGAGGAGAUGAAUAUUCCGGCAGAGCCGUCCCAGUGGCAGCCGCCGGCGGUGAAGCCAAAGAGCUGCGAGAGAGGAGGCAAGGUGGUCACCGGAUUAGCCUCUCUCCUCCGAGAGAAACCCUAAAAAAUUUUGGAGUUGGCUUUCUCAUUAAUUUUCCUGUUUUUCUUUUUCCGGGCACAAGCAUAUAUAUUAUAUAUUAUUAUAUAUAUAUAUAUAUAAAUAUGGAAAAGGUAUAUAUUUUAACCCGACAU